Electrophorus electricus (electric eel) is the source of this 7321-nucleotide messenger RNA. It is a transcript of the gene gbf1, whose product is annotated as golgi brefeldin A resistant guanine nucleotide exchange factor 1. Gene Ontology annotation, biological process: regulation of ARF protein signal transduction. NCBI's taxonomy places the organism in Eukaryota, Metazoa, Chordata, Actinopteri, Gymnotiformes, Gymnotidae. Gene Ontology annotation, molecular function: guanyl-nucleotide exchange factor activity. The record is from RefSeq and is a predicted model, not a curated record.
UGUCUAAGGGACUUAUUUUGCCCUUUCCGAAUCAGGCAUGCUACGUUGCACUGUGGACUUUUCCACGUCAGUAAAUUUACUUCUGCAGCACGCUAAUCAGUGUAAGAUUAUUUACAACCCAUAGUAAUACAUAGACAUUUUGGAAUGACGUGAAAUUGUUUAAAUGGCAAUGCUUUAUUAACUGAGAAUAUUUAUUCUCAUUUCUUUUAUACGCGUUGUGAUAAAAACCUUUGCAUUCAGUCCUUACCAGUUUGUAAGCUUGCUAGCUAGUUAACCUAGCUAGCUAGCUAGCCAAAUCAGUAGAACAGGUAUUGAACGCCAUUUUGGUUUCGCAGCUGUACAGUUUCGCUAUGGUGGACAAAAACAUAUACAUUGUUCAAGGGGAAAUAUCAACAGUUGUUGGUGCUAUUAAGAGAAACUCCAGAUGGAGUACCCAUACACCACUGGAUGAAGAACAGGAUCCACUUCUCAACAGCUUCAGUUACUUGAAAGAGAAACUCAAUAAUAUCAAAGACCUUUCUGAUGUGGAGCCCAAUGUCUUCCUCCGACCCUUCUUGGAGGUGGUCCGAUCUGAGGAUACAACUGGACCAAUCACAGGCCUUGCCCUCACCUCUGUCAACAAGUUUCUGUCUUAUGGCCUCAUAGAUGCCAAUCAUGAAGGAGCAGCAGAGGGGAUCGAGAACAUGGCUGAUGCCGUUACGCAUGCCAGAUUUGUUGGGACAGACCCUGCUAGUGAUGAAGUGGUACUUAUGAAAAUCCUUCAGGUUCUAAGGACUUUGCUGCUCACGCCAGUGGGAGCCCAUCUGACGAAUGAGUCGGUGUGUGAGAUAAUGCAGUCCUGCUUCCGCAUCUGCUUUGAGACGAGACUGAGUGAGCUGCUGAGGAAAUCAGCUGAACACACUCUGGUGGACAUGGUGCAGCUACUCUUCUCCAGGUUGCCACAGUUUAAAGAAGAGGCUAAAGGAAUUGUGGGCACCAACAUGAAGAAGAUCCCAGGCUGUAUCCUGGACACACAGGAUCUUAUUAAUGCAGAACAGCCUAGAAACACCAAUCAGAGGGGUUUAGAGAGGGCUUACAAUAUCUUAUGGAAAAACAAACGAGUCCAGCUGAAGAUGCGUGCUGGUGGAAUGAGUGAGUCGUCCAAGUGGAAGAAGCAGAAGCGAUCUCCACGGCCCUCUCACCACAUGGUGCGUAGCCCCUCAGGACAGAUGGACCAGGCCCAGAUCGCCACACUGAGCAACAACCUCUCAGGUGGAGUUCCCUUCAUUGACCAGCAAGGUGGCAGCUCUGCUGUUCUGCCAGGGUCAGACAGCGUGGCAUCCUCCAUCUCUAGCCCUACCACAGACAGCGGCCUGUACAUCUGGUCAAAGACCACCUCUAAAGAAGACCUCACAGACCUGGAGCAGAGUAGCUCGGCAGCCACCACUCCUGGCAGUGGACCCACCAUUGAGCCAGGCCAGCUGGAUCCACAGUGUGAGGUGGAGCAUGCUCAGACUGCCUCUGUGGAGUCCAUUCCCGAAGUGCUUGAGGACAGAGACUUGCUAGUGGAGCAAUCUGACUCUGUGUCCAUGCAUGACAUGGACUACGUUAAUCCCAGAGGAGUGCGCUUCACGCAGUCUACUCAGAAAGACGGUGCAGCUCUGAUCCCGUAUGGGCUACCAUGUCUGAGAGAGCUCUUCCGAUUCCUCAUCUCGCUUACCAACCCUCAUGAUCGCCAUAACUCUGAUGGAAUGAUGCACAUGGGCCUGCAGCUGCUGAACGUAGCACUGGAAUCCACGCACAUUGCUCCCUACCAGUCACUACUGGGCCUGGUCAAAGAUGAACUCUCCAGACAUCUCAUUGAGUUACUAAGUGUGGAGCGAAUGAAUUUGUAUGCUGCCUCCAUGCGAGUCUGCUUCCUGCUCUUUGAGAGCAUGCGUGGACACCUCAAGUUUCAACUUGAAAUGUAUUUAAAGAAGUUGAUGGACAUAAUUACCUCAGAGAACCCAAAGAUGCCCUAUGAGAUGAAGGAAACAGCCCUUGAGGCAAUUGUGCAGCUCUGGAGAAUCCCUGGCUUUGUGACUGAGCUCUACAUUAACUAUGACUGUGACUUUUAUUGUUCACACCUUUUUGAGGACCUUACCAAGCUGCUCUCCAAGGUGAUCUAUCCAAUCCAGAAUGCCUUUCCGGUGUCUGGGCAGCUCUACACAACCCAUCUUCUCUCACUUGAAGCCUUGUUAACUGUAAUUGACAGUACUGAGGCCCACUGUCAGGCUAAAGUGAUGAACAGUGCUGGUGAACAGGACCAGUCAGACUCAAUAAACAUUGAAGGAGAGACCACUGUCAACACUAGCAUAGAUGCUGCAUCAGAGACCAGUAAGACUGUGCCUAGUUCAAAUGGGCAGUCUGCUUUGGAAUCUGAGAUGCCAUCAGUUUGCCCGCCAACCAGUGGGCAUCUUAUGGCAGAAAAAAUGAGAUUAGGUAGACAAGACCAGGAAGAGACCGACUCAGCUGAAAAGAAAAGUCUUAAAAAGCCCCAUCGUUUCUCCAGCUGUCUUCCAGACUCUCAGGAACUGGUAGACAUCAAAAACAAGAAAAAGCUUCUUAUCACAGGCACAGAGCAGUUCAAUCAGAAACCUAAAAAAGGUAUUCAGUUUCUGCAGGAGAAGGGUCUGCUCAGCAGCCCAAUGGACAACAGUGAGGUGGCUCAGUGGCUUCGAGAAAACCCCGGACUGGACAAGAAGAUGAUUGGCGAGUUCAUCAGCGACCGGAAAAAUAUGGAGUUGCUGGACAGUUUUGUGAACACAUUCACCUUCCAAGGGCUGCGCAUAGAUGAGGCGCUGCGUUUGUAUCUGGAGGCUUUCCGCCUUCCUGGCGAAGCGCCAGUCAUACAGCGCCUCUUGGAAACCUUUACUGACAACUGGCAUAAAGUGAAUGGAAACCCCUUCUUGACAAAUGAUGCUGGCUUUGCCUUGGCUUAUGCUGUCAUUUUGUUGAAUACGGACCAGCAUAACCACAACGUUCGCAAGCAGAAUGUCCCUAUGACUAUAGAGCAAUUUAAGAAGAAUCUUAAAGGUGUGAAUGGUGGUAAAGACUUUGACCAGGACAUGCUGGAAGAUAUCUACAAUGCCAUCAAGAACGAGGAGAUUGUCAUGCCUGACGAGCAGAUAGGGCUGGUGAAGGAGAACUACGUGUGGAGUUUGCUGCUGCACCGAGGUGCCACCGCCGAGGGCACCUUCCUCCACGUACUUCCAGGCAGCUAUGACCACGACCUCUUCACCAUGACCUGGGGCCCAACUAUUGCUGCCCUCUCCUACGUGUUCGACAAGAGCUUGGAGGACACCAUCAUUCAAAAAGCCAUCGCAGGCUUCAGGAAGUGUGCCAUGAUAUCAGCACACUAUGGCUUCAGUGAUGUGUUUGAUAAUCUGAUCAUCUCUCUCUGCAAGUUUACUACACUCAGCAGUGAGUCUGUAGAGAACCUACCCACAGUGUUUGGCAGCAACCCGAAGGCUCAGGUAGCAGCGAAGACCGUCUUUAACCUGGCCCAUCGUCAUGGUGAUAUCCUACGAGAAGGCUGGAAGAACAUCAUGGAUGCCAUGUUGCAGCUCUUCAGAGCAGAACUCUUACCCAAACCCAUGGUAGAGGUUGAGGAUUUUGUGGAACCUAAUGGAAAGAUUUCUCUACAGCGUGAAGAGAUGCCAUCAAACAGGGGAGAGUCAGCUGUGUUGAGUUUUGUUAACUGGUUGACACUGAGUGGUGGAGCGGAGCAGUCAGGUCUGCGAGGCCCCUCUACUGAGAACCAGGAGGCAAAACAGGCUGCCCUGUUGUGUAUAAAGCAAUGUGACCCUGAGAAGUUGAUCACAGAGAGCAAAUUCCUGCAGCAGGAGUCUCUGCAAGAGCUCAUGAAGGCGCUAAUUUCAGUCACACCUGAUGAAGAGACCUAUGAUGAAGAAGAUGCUGCUUUCUGUCUGGAGAUGCUGCUUCGGAUCGUUCUGGAGAACAGGGACCGCGUUUCGUGUGUGUGGCAGACUGUAAGGGAUCAUCUGUACCACCUGUGUGUGCACGCUAAUGAGAGCUGCUUCCUAGUGGAGAGAGCUGUGGUGGGACUUCUGAGACUUGCUAUUCGCUUGCUGCGCAGAGAGGACAUCAGCUCGCAGGUGCUACUCUCUUUACGCUUGCUGUUGAUGAUGAAGCCUCAAGUCUUGUCCAGAGUCAGCCGUGAGGUGGCUUAUGGCCUACACGAGCUGCUCAAAACCAAUGCAGCCAACAUCCACUGCACUGACGACUGGUAUACUCUCUUCUCCCUACUCGAGUGCAUUGGGGCUGGGGUGAAGCCUCCAGCUGCUCUUCAGGUCACCAGCACCAACCCAGACAAUGACACGGGUGCCCAGUCUGACAGUGAACUAAGCUCUUACCACCAGAGUGAAGUCAGUCUGGACCGUGGUUAUACCUCUGACUCUGAGGUCUACACUGAACACAGCAAGUCCAGGAUACCCCGGUCUGCUACCGAUGUCGAAGUGGGGUGGCUGGUGGUUGGGAAGGAUGAUUUGGAGGGCAAUAAGCCACCAGUUGCAACAGGCUCCAAGCUUCAAACUCCUCCUCUCAUCAACCAGUACAGUCUAACCCUGGGCCAAGACAUGGGCAUGCAUGACACCAAGUCACUCAUCAAGUGUGUGGAGUCUCUGUCUUUCAUUGUCCGCGAUGCUGCACACGUCACGCCCGAGAACUUUGAGCUCUGUGUUAAAGCCAUCCGUGUGUUUGUGGAGGCCAGUCUUAAUGGAGGCUAUCGAACCCAUGAAAAGAAGAAGAGCCACAAAUAUGACUCCAAAUCUGGUCGGCUACGGAAGAAGCCCAGAGAGAAAGAGGGAAUGUCCCGCCGAACUAAACCCACCAGUCAGCGGCCAGCCCGUUCCCAUAGUGAUGAUGAGGAGGAUGAGGGUGUGCCAGCCAGCUACCACACGGUGUCUUUACAGUUGUUAGAUCUGAUGCACACAUUGCACACAAGGGCAGCCAGUAUCUACAGCUCCUGGGCAGAAGAGCAGCGCCAUCUGGAGGCUGGAGGAAGGAAGAUCGAGGCUGAUUCUCAGACGUUGUGGUCCAGCUGCUGGUGUCCUUUGCUCCAAGGUAUGGCCUGGCUGUGCUGUGAUGCUCGAAGACAAGUCCGUAUGCAGGCUCUCACCUACCUCCAGAGGGCGCUACUUGUACAUGACCUGCAAACACUGGAUGCUGUGGAGUGGGAAUCCUGUUUCAACAAGGUCCUUUUUCCACUGCUGACUAAGCUCUUGGACAACAUUAGCCCAGCAGAUGUUGGUGGCAUGGAGGAGACCAGGAUGAGGGCCUGCACACUGCUCUCUAAGGUAUUUCUCCAGCAUCUCUCACCCCUGCUGUCUUUGCCUACAUUCGCUGCUCUCUGGCUCACCAUCCUAGACUUCAUGGACAAGUACAUGCAUGCUGGUUCCAGUGACCUCCUGUUGGAGGCGAUUCCUGAGUCUCUGAAGAACAUGCUGCUGGUGAUGGACACAGCUGGGAUCUUCCACAGUGCAGACUCCCAUACAGGCUACUCAGACCUGUGGGAGAUAACCUGGGAGAGGAUCGAUUGCUUUCUGCCCCACCUCAGAGAGGAGCUCUUCAAACAGGCAGUCAUGCCAGAACCUGUCAGCAGUAUUCCUGUAGAGCCUGCUCCACAUCCUGCUACAGUUUCUCCUGCUGUCCUCCAUGUGCCAGCCACUGCACCAGUGCCAGCUGUUCCUGCAGAGCUAAAGACCCCCAGCAGACCUUCAUCACCCCAAGACAUAUCAAUACCCAGUGCCAAUGGUACCGAUAGAUCAUCUCCAGUGCCCCUUCCCUCACCUGUUCUCACUCCAGUGAAAAGCCCCUCUGAGUCAUCAUCCCAUCUCAACCAGUCGCCUCUAAUUCUUCAGCCCCUAGCUUCUCCACUUCAGGUGGGCGUGCCCCCCAUGUCCCUACCAAUUAUUUUAAAUCCGGCCCUCAUAGAGGCCACAUCACCUGUACCCCUGCUUUCAGCACCUCGUCCAACUGAACCUGCUGAUACUUCAGAGGUUAAAUAAAAAAUACAAGUCUGCCAUUGGGCAUCUGUAGGAAGACAGUGGAGGACUGGAGACUUCACUUUCAUCACACCACUCCACUCUGCAUUAACAUUUUUCUGUCUGCCUGAGACCUGAACAAACUGAUGAUAAACUAUGUAAGGAGAGACAGGACUUGGCAUGCUCUUCAUUUUUCACAUAAAACACAUCAAGUGGUAUAUUAGACCCAGUACUGUUGAACCUACUGUCUUUCAUUUAAUCCAGUUUGCACAGAUCAUAUUUAUUCAGAGAAAGAAUGCUCCACUGGAAGGUGAAGAACAGAUCUACCAAUGGAAUGAAAUUACAACCAAUUCAGGAUUGUCAAAUUAUUUCUACCCAUUUCUGCAGAUUUCAUAUAUUAAUGCUACAGUGCUUUAAAAUUUACUUGGACAGAAAUCAUAUAGAAUAACUUAUUUGGUUUAGCCUUAUCAUUAUGUGUAUUAAAUAGGACCUUAUGAUGGAAAUCUGUACAUUUCUGGGGUUUAAGGACUACUGUGUCAUGUAAUUGAAUCCAUAGAAAUGGCACUAGCAGUAAUUCCCCAUCAUACCACAUGAGAAUUUAAACUGUACAGUAAGGUUAAGCAAACAAUUUAUAUUUGGCUUAAAUAUUUGGUUUCUAAAGUUUACAUACUUAUAAAGUACUCUACAUAGACCAUGAUCAUGUGACUUCAGAAGUGCUUGCCAAACAUUUAAUUAUUUCGAAAAUGCUUUAAAUGUCUUCAAGAGGUUCUUUUCUGAACUAAUCUAGGGGCAGAAUAGAAGCAAUUCUAUGUGUUUGUGAAAAUAUCAACACCCACAUCUAAAACAUUCCAGACUGGACCAUUAAUUGAGUUUGUCUGAGGUGAUUUAAAAGUCUAGUUGUGCUGCAAGUUGAAAUCUGCAUGUCAGGUUCUAUCAUUUUAAAAUUCCUGAUGAGCUUUAAAGAAAUUGUCAGCUGAGUACAGUAUUAGGGUCAUUGUAUGCAUUCAUCUGUACUUCUCAUGCUGAUGUAAUUUGAUGUUUAAUUGUGGCCAUGAUGAUCUGAAAAGCCACUUUUUGUAGAAUAUUUCUAAAAGAUUCCAGAACAAAAAUUGGUAAAUGGAUAUAACUACUAGAUAAAAGUAAUAAACACACAGUACAGAAUAAAACAGUUUAACUUUCCACAUACAAAAUCAUUUUGACCUUAUGGAAUUUGAUAUUGCGCUAAGUCUUUUCCCAGAGAAAAAGAUGAAUUCUUUGGAUUAUGCUAGAAAUGCACAGGUGGAUUAACUUCACAUUAA